Lactuca saligna is the source of this 684-nucleotide messenger RNA. The record is from the annotation of a GenBank genome assembly. NCBI's taxonomy places the organism in Eukaryota, Viridiplantae, Streptophyta, Magnoliopsida, Asterales, Asteraceae.
AUGAGCUCGAUCAGAUUCAAGCUGCCAGAUGACGAGUCAUAUACUGGGAAUGUGCUUGAGUCCUUAGAGUUAUGGCCAUGUUUCGAGCCAUCAAUAAGUUUGUUACAAGUGACGAGCAUUGCAUACGGAGUGGUGAGAAUGUUUCUGAAAAGGGAAGAGGCCGACAAAGAACAUGAAGAAUCUGGAGUAGAGCGAAGAGUCAGAGUUGGAACUUAUAACAAAACUUGCUCUGUUGCAUCAAUGCUACUGAGUUCAAUUUCAAUAUCUGAUGGAGCACGAAGCUCGUUGCCGCCACCAAAUGUCCGACCACUUGCAGAUCUGCUUCUUUUUUCAGUAGACCACUGGAGACCGCCUCUGUCUUCACUCACACAAGAUCUGAUCAGAUCUGAUGUAGAUCAUAGAAUUUGGUGUUAUUUUACAAAGUCUUUUCUUUCUAUUUCAUCAUUCCGUCGUUGGAUCUACAUUAGAUCUGUUCUCCCACCGUUGGUGUUGUCGUCAGAGCAACACAAAUCAGAAAUUGCAGUCAUCAUCGCAACCUAUAGGUUAAAUAUGCCGUGUGUGCAUGGUCUCCUGGUGUUUACAAAAAGAAGUUUUGAAAAUAAGAUGCAUACAUGGUGUUUGAUGAAAUGCCUCAAUGAAAUUUGUUGUGAACUAAAUGCAUUAAGCUAUGAACUUUUUGUUUAA